This is a messenger RNA of Thamnophis sirtalis, 2137 nucleotides long. NCBI's taxonomy places the organism in Eukaryota, Metazoa, Chordata, Lepidosauria, Squamata, Natricidae. The record is from RefSeq and is a predicted model, not a curated record.
GCGCAGCUGUGUCGUGCGCUGUACGACAACACGGCCGAGUGUCCGGACGAACUCUCCUUCAGCAAAGGAGACCUUAUGGUCCUCCUCCAGCCAGAAGGGACUGGCCUGGAGGGCUGGCACUUGUGUUCCUUGCACGGCCAGCAAGGGAUCGUGCCCGCCAACAGGGUGAAGGUCCUCCCCGAGUCGGGAUCUCACCCAAAUCACACCCCAGCAGAGGUCUACCAGGUCCCAAAGAAGGAAGGGCUUCUUCUGAUGGGGAAGAUCUCAGAUGGAUCCAUGGACGGAUGGAGAAGGAAAGAUCAAAGGAAAGAAGAACAGGAGGUCUAUGAGAUCCCACCACCCGCAAGGCCCUGCCCGUUGCCCCCAGAGGGGAUCUACAGGGUCCCUCGGGGGACGCGGAGAGAAGAAGAUUCUGCGGAGGUUUACGACGUACCCUCAUCUUUGCUCCGCGAUGUGGUUUUGGACACGUACGAUUCGCCGGCCCCGCGGGUCAAAAAAGUUGCCCGCGUAGCCCCCCAGCCCAGCGCCCCGACGAAUGCGGACGAGGCUUACGACGUGCCGCUCGCCUUCAAAAAGACCCUGGCACAAGGAGAGGAGGAGGAGGAGGAAGAAAACUGCGAAGGGCCACUGAUCUACGCCAUCCCGUCCAAUUUACGCCGGGCUUCCGCCUUGCUUAACUUGUACGAAUCCCCCGAAGACAUCCGGGCUGGUGGAAAGGACGAGGAGGAUGAAGAAGAAGACGGGGCCAUUUAUGAUGUUCCUCUACUGACGCCCAGCACCCCACCCCUGGAGGGAACCCUCCAAGGACUCAAUCUAAGGGACCCGGGACCCCCCACUCGUCCCCGGCUGCCGUCCGCGGAGAGUCUGUCCCGCCGUCCGCUGCCGGCUCUUCCUAGCGAGGAGCGGCUUUCGGGCGAGCUACCGCCCCCAUCGCCCAACAUCGUGCGGAAGGGUAGCAUCCAGGACCGCCCGCUGCCUCUCCCUCCGCCCAGACUGGGGGGUCUCGGGGCAGGGGAGCAGCUGGACCAAGCCAGGGAUGAUGUCCACAACGAAUACGAAGGGAUCCGUCUCGCCGACGAGUACGACUAUGUCCACCUGAAGGGGACUGAUAAAAUCCAGCAGAAAGCCUCCACUCCCGAAGCCAGCCCCACGGUCUCGGGAGAGGCAACGCCGACAGAAGAAAUGAUGCCACCAUCCCCGGAGGACAGCCAGCUGCUGCAGUUCUACACGGGGCAGUGCCAGACGCACUACCGCACCCUCCUGUCGGCCAUCGAGGCCCUCUUGGCCAGCGCCGGGGCCCACCAGCCGCCUCGUGUCUUCGUGCCUCAUGGAAAAUUCGUCAUUGUCACAGCGCACAAGCUGGUGUUCGUGGGCGAUACCGUCUCCCGCCUGGCGUCUUCGGCGGCCGUGCGGGCAAGGGUGGGGGCCGCCAGCACAGCUCUGUGCCAAGCCUUGAAGGAAGCGGUCCUCGCGGUCAAAAGUGCCGCGUUGAGCUACCCGUCGUUGCCAGCUGCCCGCGAGAUGCAGGGUUGCGUGGCAGAAUUGUCGCGGCAAGCUCUGGCUUUCACCACCUUGCUGGGCACUUUGGCGCCCUCUUGAUCCAGGACUCCUCACAGCUGCCAUCCACCCCUACGGUGGACAAUGGGACAAUAGGUCUCUUUUUCUAUGGAGGGUGCUUGGCGGGGCCCAUCCUAGCCAGUGACAGUCCGGGAAUCGGUACUAAUGUUCCCACUUCUGCCAGGCUCGUUCAUCGGUCAAGACCAGAUCCGCCACGGCCGAUGCAUGUGCCAAAACAAAAACAAAAAACAGAGUACCCUGUCGCAUCUCAAGGACCUGCUCUUGGCCUCCUUCCUUACGCCCUUGCCAAUCUUCCUUAGCCAAAGAACGUCCCUGAUUUUGGCCCCCUCGCCGGCGUCUGUGGAACUCGGAGCCUCGUCCGCUGCCGGAUUUCAGCACGGACUCUUUAUAAUCUGGAAGGGUGACACCCCCCCCCCCAAUCAUCCACGGAGAUGAACGGAUUUGGGAUGUGGGGGGGAGGAGAGAACGGGGGACCUUUGCUAUUUUCUGGAGACUCCUGAUGGUCGAAAGGAGGGGAACGGUGUCCGGUAUGUCCGGACACUCCCACAGAGGCUUAAUA